Molecule: messenger RNA, 733 nt
Organism: Homarus americanus (American lobster)
Lineage: Eukaryota; Metazoa; Arthropoda; Malacostraca; Decapoda; Nephropidae
Exons: 5
Coding region: 83-733 (216 amino acids)
Source: RefSeq, a predicted model, not a curated record
GGAGCAAGAGCGCUGAGCACCCCGGCAGUACUGGCUACACCUUCACAACAGGGACUACGUUGCUCUGCUGCUGGCGGGAAAGAUGCGGGUGGUGUGGUUGCUGUGUCUCGUCGCUGCCCUGACUGAUGAUGGCGUCAUGGGCGAGCUGUCACCUCCUGAUAAAUCCUACAAAAUUCUUGUGCCAAUCCCGAUGAUAGGAAGGAGUCACUGGAAUAUGUUCAAGCCUCUGCUGGAGGCGCUGGCACUGCGUGGUCACCAGAUCGUGACGAUGCACCCGCUCCCGCCAAAACUCCAUAACCCCAACAUCACGGAACUAUUUCUCCCUAAUGUCGGAAUCUCUUCGCCAAGUAACCAUUUCGAGGGUACAACUGCCCUUGCAGGUGGUUUUCAUUUGUUAAAGGAGCCUCUGACAAUCGCAGCUACUCGUUUCUACACUCUUCCAGAGGUUAAACAAUAUUAUAGCAAAAGGAAAGAGUUUGACCUUAUCAUCACAGAUCACCUUUUUAAUGAGACAUCACAAAGAGGAGUCAAAGCCAAGAUCACAAAGGGAGUUUCAAGAGCUCAAGACGUCACAAAGGAGUUUCAAGAGCUCAAGACGUCACAGGAGUUUCAAGAGCUCAAGACAUCACAAAGGGGAGUCAAGAGCUCAAGACGUCACAAAGGAGUUUCAAGAGCUCAAGACGUCACAAAGGGGAGUUUCAAGAGCUCAAGACGUCACAAAGAGCAGUGUUAA